Messenger RNA from Elgaria multicarinata webbii, 3417 nucleotides. It is a transcript of the gene NARS1, whose product is annotated as asparaginyl-tRNA synthetase 1. The record is from RefSeq and is a predicted model, not a curated record. Gene Ontology annotation, molecular function: asparagine-tRNA ligase activity; ATP binding; nucleic acid binding. Gene Ontology annotation, cellular component: cytoplasm. NCBI's taxonomy places the organism in Eukaryota, Metazoa, Chordata, Lepidosauria, Squamata, Anguidae. Gene Ontology annotation, biological process: asparaginyl-tRNA aminoacylation. Bases 182 to 1861 code for a protein of 559 amino acids. The transcript is spliced from 16 exons.
GGCCGGCCGUGCAGCAACGAGGCUCGCUUUGCGGCAGCGUGAGCCUGAUGCAAUCCGGCUAUUGGGAGGCGCAAUUGCCGGAAAGCCCAGCAAAGGAAAAGCAAAAGCAGCAGCGACUCCUCGUCUCGCCUCGCCUGCUGCUGGUGUUGCUUCGGCGUGGCCCCUUCUACCAAGAGCAGCGAUGUCUGGCGUGAUCAUCGAGAAGGCGGGCAGCCUGAGCCUGGGAGAGGUCUACGUCUCUGAUCGAGAAGGAUGUGAUGAUACAGGAGAUGGGACGCAGGCGAAGCCUUUCAAAACUCCUUUGCAGGCUUUGCUGUCUGUUGGAAAGGAACCGUUUCCCACUAUCUACGUGGACUCGCAAAAGGAAGACCAGAGAUGGGAUACUAUUUCCAAGACUCAGUUCAAGAACGUCAGGAAACUGUGGCAGAGGGAGCAACAGAAAAGUGAAGCCAGAGAAAAGAAAGAGGCUGAAGACCUGUUGCGUCGUGAGAAGAACUUGGAGGAAGCAAAGAAGAUUGUCAUUAAGAAAGAUCCGAGUCUCCCAGAGCCCAAAUGUGUGAAAAUUCGUGCCCUGGAGGCCCACAGAGGGGAGCGAGUAAAGGUUUUUGGCUGGGUCCACAGAUUGCGUAGACAAGGGAAAAACUUGAUGUUUAUCGUAUUAAGAGACGGCACAGGCUUUCUUCAGUGUGUUUUGUCUGAUGAACUGUGUCAGUGUUACAACGGUGUGGUCCUCUCCACGGAGAGCACAGUUGCCAUCUAUGGAACCCUCAGCCUUGUUCCGGAAGGCAAGCAGGCUCCUGGAGGCCACGAGCUGAGCUGUGACUACUGGGAACUCAUAGGCCUGGCUCCUGCUGGCGGAGCCGAUAACCUGGUCAACGAAGAGUCAGAUGUGGACGUGCAGCUGAACAACCGUCACAUGAUGAUCCGAGGGGAAACCCUAAGCAGAAUCUUAAAGGUGCGCUCCACCGUCAUCCAGUGCUUCAGGGAUCACUUCUUUGACCGAGGCUAUUACGAAAUCACCCCACCAACAUUGGUCCAGACGCAGGUAGAAGGAGGCUCCACUCUGUUCAAAAUGGACUAUUUCGGCGAAGAAGCUUACUUGACACAGUCAUCGCAGCUGUACCUGGAGACUUGCAUCCCAGCAUUGGGAGACACCUUUUGCAUCGCCCAGUCGUAUCGGGCCGAACAAUCUCGGACACGCAGGCAUCUGGCUGAAUACACACACAUUGAAGCUGAAUGCGCAUUCAUGUCCUACGAAGACCUGUUGAGCCGUUUGGAGGAUCUUGUCUGUGACGUAGUGGACCGAGUCUUGAAAUCGCCUGCGUCCGACUUACUGUACGCCCUCAACCCGAACUUUGAGCCUCCCAAGCGUCCCUUCAAGCGAAUGAACUACGCAGAUGCCAUCGAGUGGCUCAAGGAACACGACGUGAAGAAGGAAGAUGACACCUACUAUGAAUUCGGAGAGGAUAUUCCGGAGGCUCCGGAGAGACAGAUGACGGAUGCCAUUAACGAGCCGAUCCUGCUGUGUCGAUUUCCUGCCGAGAUAAAGUCCUUCUACAUGCAGCGCUGCCCGGAGGAUUCCCGUCUUACCGAAUCUGUUGACGUGUUGAUGCCCAACGUUGGUGAGAUCGUUGGAGGCUCGAUGCGUAUUUGGGACAGCGACGAGCUGCUGGAAGGUUACAAGAGAGAAGGCAUUGAUCCCACACCUUAUUAUUGGUACACAGAUCAGCGUAAAUACGGCACGUGCCCUCACGGUGGCUACGGCUUGGGCCUGGAACGAUUCCUAACCUGGAUCCUAAACAGGCACCAUAUUCGGGACGUGUGCUUAUAUCCACGCUUUGUCCAGCGCUGCAAACCCUAACCGGGAUCACCUGGUGGAUCAUCUCUGGCCAACAUUAGAGCGAAACCCUCUUCUUCGCCCCAAAGAGCUAUUCCCUCAGAUACCUGCAAACAAAAUCAAACGUACAACGGUUUUUUUAUUUUUCAAAUGAAAAUACAAUAGCUUUGAAUUUCCAUUUAAAUGGCUGCCCACCGAUUCCGGAAUCUUCUUUUUCCUUUGCCCAGCCCCUCCCACCUUUAUCAAUUCUGUUGUGAUAUUUGAACUUAUUGAUUGCUAGUUUAAGCAAGCCAGUAUGCAAUACGUAGAGGUCGCACGUUCUAGAACAGCACUUUUAACACAGAGGUCCAUAAAAGCAUUAGGGAAUUUGAUAACCUUCAAAUUUGGGGCUUGAUAUUUGGCUGGUGGUGGGGGGGGAACUAUUAAAAUGAUUUUAAAAACACUUUAAGGUUUUUUUUUUGGGGGGGGGGGUUGCAAAUGACAAAUUCUCUAGCAAAUGUAAGAUGCAAUGCAGUAGAAUGAUAAAAAAAAUAGCAUAGUGUGAAGGAAAUUCCUAUAGGGAUUUUUUUAAAAAACCCUUUUCUUAAAGGAAGUUUUAGGUUUGGAUUCUUAGACAAGGCGGGGGUGCAAAAGGGGAGCCCACUGCACAUUUAACUCUGCCUUGAGAAAGUCUUCAAAGGAAAACAUUCGGAAAACAUUACCCUGAAGUUGUAGCAACCUCCUCUUUAUUUUCAUGAUUGUGCUGCAUGAAACUGGUGUUGGGUUGAAAGAUGUGCCCUUGAGUUGAGAGUGCGAAACAUGUUUGCGCCACACUUUUUAGUUUCACGUGUAAGAAUAGUGAAUCUUGUGUAAAGGGGUAUCCCCAGCUGGGACAAUAGUGAAAAAUCAACCCUAACCCAUAGCACUUGCAGGGAGAUGGAGGCAUUGCUAUCUCUCAGUAUAUUUUCAUUAUAUCUGCAUUUUGAACUUUUCAUUAAUUGAUCACCCGGCUUGCUGGAUGACUACUAUUUAGGCUCCCAGUUCCUUCAAAAUGUUCUCAGCAAUUCUGCUCUUGUGAGAAACUUUUUAUAUGUCACACUUGGUCACCUUGCCUUUCAACGUGUCAGCGCUUUGCAGUUGAUUAAAAAUAACAUAAAUUUGACAUGGCUUCCCCACAAAGGACCUUGGGAAUUGUAGUUUUAGGAUGGCUCUGAUCAUUCCCAGUUCUUUGCCCACCAACUGAGCUAUGGUGUAAAAGGGAAGCCAGCUGAAAUUUAUGGGCAUAUCCUUAAUAUUUCCUGGUCAGCAAGCAACUAAGGUGGUAGACCUUGGACGCUGCUCUUUCAGUUUCCUGAACACACAGCAUUAUGAAACCUAGUUUUGAGCCAUCAGAAUAGUUCACUGGAACAAGUUACAGAAUGGACAUGGGUUUUUUUUGGAUUCCUGCCUCAGGACUUAAAUCUGGGUGGCUUACUCUUAUCUAUAUCUCUUCUCAACUGUGUUGUCAAUUUAUUGGGUAAUUGUUGUGCAUAUCCCUAUUUUCAAAUCUGGCAAUCAAUAAAUUCAUACCACUGGGAGAAAGAAUGGAUUGUCUUUCAUUA